CAUGACAGACAAUACUGGUCAUAUGACAUAUCACCUUUUAUGUAGGGGUUUUCAGUGGAGAGACAGCAGUGCGAACCAGGAAGCCAGGAGAUAAAAUUGCAGCACAGAAACUGUGAACAUAUAAAUGUUUUCUCCCCAUUCGUUUCUACCAAGAAUGGGCUUGCCAGGGGUUAUUUUUGCAUUGGCACUCACCACAGUCGCCACUGCUUUGGACAAUGGUUUGAUGAGGACCCCUCCUAUGGGAUGGUUGGCAUGGGAACGAUAUCGCUGUGACAUUGAUUGUGACAAUGACCCCAAGAACUGCAUCAGUGAGGUGCUUUUCAGGGAUAUGGCUGACAGGUUGGCAGAGGAUGGCUGGAGGGAGCUGGGGUACGAUUAUAUCAAUAUUGACGACUGCUGGUCCUCCAGGAAGAGAGACGAACAGGGGCGGCUGCAGCCAGAUCCCAAAAGGUUUCCAGGGGGAAUUCCAAAACUGGCACGCUAUGUUCAUGACCGUGGAUUGAAGUUGGGCAUCUACGGAGACCUGGGGACUCACACCUGCAUGGGCUACCCUGGUACCACACUGGACAAGAUUGACACAGAUGCACAGACGUUUGCGGACUGGGGCAUCGACAUGCUCAAACUGGAUGGCUGCUACUCCAAUGCCACAGAGCAGGAGAAGGGCUACCCGCUCAUGUCAAAGGCUCUGAAUGCCACAGGGCGUCCCAUUGGCUAUUCCUGCAGUUGGCCUGCCUACCAGGGUGGGCUUCCGCCCAAGGUGAACUACACACAGCUGGGCUCAAUAUGCAACCUGUGGCGUAACUAUGGUGACAUCCAGGACUCAUGGGAUAGCGUGCUGAACAUUGUGGACUGGUUCUCCAACCAUCAGGACAUUCUACAGCCUGUCGCGGGCCCUGGCCGCUGGAAUGACCCUGACAUGCUGCUCAUUGGGGACUUUGGGCUCAGUGUGGACCAGUCUCGCUCUCAGAUGGCUCUGUGGGCAAUCAUGGCCGCACCACUUUUCAUGUCCAAUGACCUUCGAACUCUGAACAGCGAAGCACGGACCAUCCUACAAAACAAGGGCGUCAUUGCCAUCAACCAGGACAAAAUGGGUGUCCAGGGCAGACGCAUUCUGAAGGAGAAGUAUGGCAUUGAGGUAUACUGGCGCCCCCUGUCAAACGCAGCCAGCGCUCUGGUGUUCUUCAGUCGCCGGACUGACAUGCCGUAUCGAUACACAACCUCCCUGGGGAAACUGAACUACACUGCCGCCAGCUACCAGGUGUAUGAUGUGUUCUCAGAAAAGGUGAUGCCAAGACUGAGCGACACCACCGAUUUCACCAUCUCCAUCAACCCCUCGGGAGUGGUCAUGUGGUACAUCAUUCCUCCAGCGCUCCUGGGCCAGUCUCAGAUGGGGGGUGGCGAGUACCCCAACUUCCGGCGGAAGUACAGAGUGUCGCAGCGAGGUGGUGUGGGACUGCCCUUUUCACUGUAGGGGCGGAGCUUGUUCUCCUGAGUGCUUGUGGAAAACCAGUCGGUCAAUGUUUACAAUCAGCCAAACGCUUGAACCAUGUGGGUGCUGGAGCUUAUGAUCAUAAGAUGAUUGUGUGCAUGCUUUUAAUGUUUAUAUUGAACUGAGGUACCACGGGUAACUGGAAAUCCACAGCAAUGCAGCGAUGAGGGGGGAAUGGUGAAGAAGUAAAUAAUAUCUCAGAAUGCCUGGCUGACAUAUGAGCUGUGAGAUGAAAGGUGCCCUUUUUUCUGCUAGCAGAAAAUGCUAAAAUUUCAGUUCUAAAAUUUCCGCCAGUUUUAACUUUUGAUCUUAAAAUGUUUUUUGUUUGUUUUUACUAUGACAAUCAAAUUUGAGGGACGAUUUAAAUGAUUAAAAGCUUUAUUAAAAUA
This is a messenger RNA of Anguilla rostrata (American eel), 1878 nucleotides long. RefSeq names its product alpha-N-acetylgalactosaminidase-like. The record is from RefSeq and is a predicted model, not a curated record. Gene Ontology annotation, molecular function: alpha-galactosidase activity. Gene Ontology annotation, biological process: glycoside catabolic process; oligosaccharide metabolic process. The transcript is spliced from 9 exons. The coding region runs from base 125 to 1471 and encodes 448 amino acids. Gene Ontology annotation, cellular component: cytoplasm. Lineage: Eukaryota; Metazoa; Chordata; Actinopteri; Anguilliformes; Anguillidae.